Agelaius phoeniceus (red-winged blackbird) is the source of this 1496-nucleotide messenger RNA. It is a transcript of the gene TMEM177, whose product is annotated as transmembrane protein 177. The record is from RefSeq and is a predicted model, not a curated record. Lineage: Eukaryota; Metazoa; Chordata; Aves; Passeriformes; Icteridae. Gene Ontology annotation, cellular component: membrane.
UGAAAGCCCUGAGAGAAGAGACUCUGCAAAUGGAAAAAGUGGUGCCCAGUUUUCACUGAUUUCUGCUGGAUUUAGGUUAGGAUUUGACUAUGGCAGUGCGGUUCCUGUGGAAGGCAUCAGUGUGGUUCAAGAAGCACAAGAUCACUGUGUUGGCCGUUUCUUGCAUGGGACUGCUUGGCACUAACCUUUCCUAUCACGUGUUUCCUGAGCAGACAUUCAAACUGCUGCAUGAGUGCUGGUCAGAGGGGCAGCCAGCUGAGCUUUCGGAGAAGCUCUGUGGUGUGUUUCAGGAUGUCCUUCAAGAUACUGGUGUGAAGUCCACUGGCUCCUACAGAGCCUUUGCAGCUUCUAGCUUCCACCCUGUGAGCGCUGGAAUUCCCUGGCUGCCUGAAGGCUGUUUGGUGGGCAUCCCGCCUAACUUUGAUAGCACAGCUGAGGAUAAAAAAGGAAUAGUCAACCAUGUUGUUGUAAUAAAUGGCAAGGAAGUAGACUGGGAGAGCAGUGAAGGUGUGGCUUUGAAGGAAGCUCUCACAUUUUCCCUUAAAGCUCAGAAGUUUGCCAUUGCCAGAGAAGUUGUGUACUUGCAGAAUGGCAGCCCUUUAGCAAGUGCAGUUGUGGCUCCGACUUGCUUGGCUGGGACGGUUGUCUGUGGGAGCGCUCUAAAGCUGCUGCUGGGGUUAUCCAGGGGCCCUGUGAUCCUCCGGGGCCUCUGUAACCUUGUCACUGCCAUGGGAGGACUGCUCUGCUACUAUGUCUCUUCUGAUGCCAUCACCUAUCAGCUGGACUGCAGGGCUGACUCGAAGGCAGCCAGGCUUUCCAAGGACUAUGCCAGCGGUGGCCUUGAAUUUUAUGAUAAAAUCUUGUCCCGCAACAGGAUUUUUCGUGGUCUGAUGGGCAAAGAAGGGAUGAAAAUGUAUGCCCCGAGUGGUAACCUUUUCCCAAGGCACUGGUUCAGAAUAAAGUAUACCCCAUACACUUACCGGAGAACUUUGAUUCUUAAUAUUUUAAGAGAGCUCCAGGCAUCUGAUGGGAGUGCUUGAAUUUUAAACUUGUGAAUUAUGUAUUUUGGAACACUGCUGUGCUGCUUUUUUUCUUUUUUUUUUUCUUCUGUAUCUUCAUUAGAAUUUUGGGGUUUAUUUUUGCAUAUAGUUCAGAAAGAGUUAUUGCACGUUUCUUGAAUAAAGAAUUCUCUCUUAAAAUAUUAAAGACUUGCUUCCAAAGUGCUCGGUUCUGUGUGCAUCUCAAAUCACAAGACUGCUGAGAAGGGAAACUUUUCAGACACUGAUCUGGAAGUUCUGCUGUGCUGCUUUGCCUUCCUGCCAUUUCAGUCUGGCAAAUUGCAAGGUGCAAGUCCAGCGGAGGUUUUGGGAUCAUUAUAAUUUAAACUGAGGUGUUUGCUCUUUCUCCUGUAGAACAACACAGAUAUUUUAAAAAAUGGGCAUUCUGUAUCAUGUGGUUACAUAAAUAUCAAGACAGAGUGUUUCUGUUCUGUGUAA